This is a messenger RNA of Limulus polyphemus (Atlantic horseshoe crab), 5197 nucleotides long. Its product is annotated as ras-like protein 2. Lineage: Eukaryota; Metazoa; Arthropoda; Merostomata; Xiphosura; Limulidae. The record is from RefSeq and is a predicted model, not a curated record. Gene Ontology annotation, molecular function: GTP binding; GTPase activity; GDP binding. Gene Ontology annotation, cellular component: plasma membrane. The transcript has 7 exons. Gene Ontology annotation, biological process: signal transduction. Bases 1 to 600 code for a protein of 199 amino acids.
AUGGCGUCUGGUCCAUACAAAGAUGGUAUUUCCUUACAGUAUAGUGGUUCAUUUGGGAUAAUUCUAUGUAAUUUAUUUUUCUUGCAGUCUUACUUUGUCACAGACUAUGAUCCCACGAUUGAAGACUCCUAUACAAAACAAUGUGUUAUUGAUGAACAGGUGGCAAGAUUGGAUAUACUUGACACAGCUGGACAGGAAGAGUUCAGUGCUAUGAGGGAACAGUAUAUGAGGUCUGGAGAAGGCUUUCUCUUAGUAUUUUCCAUCACUGACCGAAACAGCAUUGAACAUUCUAUGAAGUUAUUCAAACAUAAUUCUAACCAUUCUAUCUUACGGGUAAAAGACCGUGAUGAAUUUCCAAUGUUGUUGGUGGGCAACAAGUGUGACUUAGAACAUCAGAGAAUGGUUUCACAGAAUGAUAUCCAGCAACUAGCCAACCAGUUAAAAAUACCUUACAUGGAGUGCAGUGCUAAACAUAGACUGAACGUAGAUGCAGCAUUCCAUGACCUGGUUCGCCAUGUCAGAAAAUUUCAAGCAGCUGAGCGCCCACUUGUUAAAGCAUCCAAACCCAGCAAUAAAAAGAGAUGCUGCACCAUUCUUUAGUUUUCUGGUUGACCAACUUGUAAUUAGACGUAUGAGACAAAAAAAAAAUGUCUAGAUUUUACGUGUUUCACAAAAAUUCCAAGUAGCUUCAGAAGCUUUUACACUAGUGUCUCAACAUUUCCUUUGUUUUUAGCUUUCUCAGUUAUAUUGCUUUUUUUCAAUAAGUGGAAAAUACAAUUUAUGAUAGCUACUUCCCAGUAUUGUAUAUACAUUGAUGUGACAAGAGUUCUUACAUUUGAUCCAAUUAAUUGUUUAUUUAAAAACUGAAUUCAAAUAUGUUUUCAAGACUCACUGAUUGAAAUUGAAUUUCUUUAGUUUUUUUUUUUAUACCUUUAAAUAUUCCAGGUCUGCUAGAUCAGUUUAUGAUAAAUUAUGACUUCAAAAUAUAUGAAUUGCAAGAAUUAACAUUUAUUGGUUUAUAUGAAAAUUGUAAAUAUCAUUAUGACAAAAACCUUUUUAUCACUAGAUGAUUAUAUGUGCAAGUGAUGCUAGUGUAUUUUCAAAAAUAGUCAUUUUUAAUAAGAGAAUAACAUAGAAAGUUAUAUACCAUAAGUAUAAUCAUUUGUGUUAUUAUAUAAAAAGGUUUCAAAAAUUGGCACUUAUUAAAUAUAGUUUUUGUGGUUUUACAGAGUAAUGCUAUGAUCCAGGAAGUUAUUGUGUUAAAAUGUAAUUAACUGAAUGUUUAAACAAAUUUCUUUCAAAUCAUUUUUUAAUUAGGAUCCCAAUUUUUUUUCCUGAAUAUAAGCUUCGAAUGAUAUAACUGAUAUAAUGUUUUUGAAAAUAUUUUUAUAGAAGCAUCAGCCUACAAAGAUAUUUGACUUUAAAUUCAAUAUUUUUGUACUAAUAUCUUUGCCAUCCUUUGAGAUGCAUACAAGUCAGUCCAAUUAGUCUCUUGUCAUCUUGCAUUUGGAACUGUAAAAAAUGUUUAAGCUUGAAAUAUAUAUAGGUAUAUUUCUACACACACAUACACUAGUGUUUUUAACAUAUUUGUUAUAUAAAUUCUUUGUAUGAUAUUAGAUUUGCACAUAAGGAAAUUUAAAGGUCUAUUUUUAUAUAAAAUUAUCUUUAUUGAUUGCUGUCCAUUAUACGUGUUAUUGACAACACUUUUUACAAUCUUAUCAAACCCUUUGAUUUGUAAGUUAAAAAUACAUUUCAAACAAUUUUUAAGAACUUGUUGCAAAAACUGAGAUAAUCAAUCUGCAGUAAAUUUAAAUGUCAAUAAAUUGAUCAAGGAAAGAUUAAGCAAAUUUUUAAAACUUAAGCUAGUUGAUAAUUUUUUAUGGAAAAUCUUUGUUUACUAAUCUUUGAGAGAGAGAGAUGUGUAUUUGAAAAUCAACAUUUUUCAAAGGAAGUUGUUUUCAUCAAAAGCAUUUUUCAAGUAUGUUAGGUUUUAUUUAGAAUUUUGGAAACUUAAUUAAAGAUUGUGUUUGAAAACUGGUGUACAUGAAGUUUUGUCAUGAUAAGUAAGUAACUAGAUAACAAAGCACAGUAUGCUACUCAUCUGAUUCCAGUUUUUAUUCCCAAGUAUAAGGUAUGACAUGUUCAGUUAGUGGUAAUUUUGAAACUGCAUUAGAUAAAAUGGAAAUUUUAAACCUGAUAUGAAAUUAUUAAAUUUUAAAGAAAACAAAAAUGAAAUUGAAAUGCUGUAAAUGAGAUAUCUUGACAAAGCCUGAAUUGAUCCAGUUAUAUAAGAAUGAAAUGUUUGAAAAUAUUAAUGAUAUUAUUGUGAUGUUUCGUCAUACAUUAUACCUUCCAGCUGAAAAAGCAACAAACAACAACAUAAAUUUGUUAUUACUGAGGGAUUAUCAGUGGUAGAUAAAAUGUUUUUAUACACCUUUUGUUAAUGUUUAAAGGUUUAAACCUAAUUUUGGCCAUACACUGCAAUUAAUCAUAGCAUAUGUCAGUGAUUUUGUCUUCACAUUUUUUUUACUUUAAUACUACAGUUUAUUUGAAAAGCGAAAUAGAAUUUGUUUUCAAGCAAAUGAUAGAAUUUUGAUAAGGAUUAACUUAAAAAGAAAUUCUCUAGUUUCAUUACCAUGCAUUUAAUUGUAUAGAUCUAAAACUUUCAAAUGGAAAAAAUUCUAGUUGUACAAAACUUGUUGUACUAUCUAUAUUCAGAUUUUCAAUCAGGUUCUUUCUAGUAACUGAAAUAUCCUUAGAACUUAGCUUCUUUUCUUUUUUUGCUAUUUAACAUGUCAUAGUUUGCUCUUUGUAUAGCAGGUCUCAGUUAACAGAAUUACAGAUUUGUAAAGUACUUCAUUUUUCUUUACACAGGCAGACCAGUUUUCUCAUCCUAUAGCAGUUCCAUGUUAACCUAAUUAUAAAUAAUGAUCUCAGGAUUGCACUUUUUACUUCCUUCUGUACUUUUAAACUAACCUAAAUAGAUUUUAAUCUCAAAUUACAUAUAUGUACCCAAACUUACCACAGAUUUCUCUUUAAACAGUUAACCAACUACACUUUUUUUUUUCCUGUCAAUAAUCCUAAGUUUAGGUAAUUGCUGAAUUGACUACAUUGAUUUGAUAUUUUUUGUUCAUAUGCAUCAAAGUUUCUUUAAUUUUUGUUUUCAUCUUAAAUAAUGAUUUCCUGGAAAUGGGUAGCUAUAAUUCUGUUUUAUAUUUAAUUCUGGUAUUCACAUCAAUGGUAAAGAGGUAUAUAAGGUAUAUACAGUAAUGGAAAUACAAAGCUGUACAUAUAAGACUCCUAACCAAUGAGUAAUGGUAAAUAGACAGUGAGCUUAUUAAUGGUACUAAACAUUAUGAUACAAAAUAAAAGUACGUUGUAAAAUGCACUUGUAAUUUGUAUCUAAACCAUUUGCUUUACACUAAACAUUACAACAUUAUUUUCAUUUGCCAUGCAGUUUAUUAAUGCACAAUUGUAGAAUAUUUUCCAAAUAUCCUGUAUUAUUCCACACAAUUCAGCCAAGUUGUUUUGCACCCAUAUACCUUUAGUAAUGUUCAUACUAGGACUUUGUGUAGGUCAAGCCAUGGUUGCGAGUUUUCCAUUGGCCUCUUUACUGUCAAGAUAUCAUUUCACUAUAUGUGCUGUAUGUUUAAGAUCAUUGUCUUGAUGAAAGAUAAAUCUGCACCCAAUGAGUUGUGUACCUGAGGGAAUGGUAUGAUGAAUCAGAAUCUACUUGUAAGCAGUCAAGGUGCCAUCACUUUUAUAUAGCUAAGAUGCAGCCCCAAAGUUGUACUUAUCCCCUACUAUCUUUAAUUAAUAUAGUGUAAAUUGACAGUCACAAUAUUCUCUUCUCUUCCAUUAAUCAAACUGUCAUUGAUUGUUGCCAAACAUUACAAACUUCCAUUUAUCUAUAAAAUGUAUGUCUCCAACUUUGCUUAUUCUAUGGUUUGUGGUUCAUUGCCAGUUUCAAGCUUUUGGUUACUUCUUCUCAGCAGUGAUUUUCUAACAACUAAGACUUCCAUUGAAGCCACUUCAUGCUAAUGUAUAUGUAUCUUACUGUUCUAAAUAUGACAUUCACAUCUUUAUUUACAGGAAGGCUGUUGGCAAGAUCUGUCCUUGACUCUUGAUGAUUUGGUAAAGAACAUACCCUGAAAUACUUAACAUCACUCUUAGAGAGUUUUGGUUUUUUGCCUCAACCAUUUCUAUUUAACAUACAGAUGUUAAUGUGUUUUUUGGGUUUUUUCACAGAAUACACAGUGCCUAUUUCAUGCAAACAGCUUCUACUAUAACAUUGAUUUUCACCAUAAUUUUUAUGCAUGGAGUAGCCUUGACUACCCAGAACUUUAUUUCUACAUGCUUUUCAUGUGGUAUUUCAGUCCUGGAAACAGUGUGACUGCCUGUUGUUGUUUUUGUGUUAGGUUUUUAAUACAACUUUUAUCUUGUUGGUUUUAAACUUUCUGAUUGAUUGCUUAUCAACCAGCCACAGUGUAAACUAUCAACACAUGACUGCUCUUUGGUGCAGUUAGUUUUUGCACAAUAGAUGAGUGACAUUCCAAUUGUAUGUGUUUCUGAUACACUUUAUUCACAGUGAUUCGAUAAUUAUAUCAAAUUCUGUGUGUACAUAUAAAAAGGUAUGAAGAAGGGAGCAUUAGACUAAAAAGAGAGGGGGGAAGCAUUUUAUAAUUUAACUAUUCUGGAAAUGCCAAUUUUAUGGUAAAUUAUGUUUGUAUCCUAAUUUCAUUGUACAACAUUAAGUGUUUUGAAGGAUAAAUAUGUCCUGUAAUUUUAAUUAGUUCCAGAGCAAUAUGAAGUCUAUAACAGUGGAAAUUUUGUAAUUGAUUUAUAUAUAAUUUCAACCUUUCAAUAUUUUUUUUAAAUCACCAGUGUUUACAGAUUAAUUCUUGUAUACAGUUCUGUAUUGAAGGCUAGUUAAUUUUUUGUUUUGUUUUUUAAACACACACCAAUUGUUCACAUUUUUAAUGGGUUUGUCACUACUUUUGAUUGUCUUGCUAUAACUUUAUGAAAAAUGCAACUUCCAUAUUUUUGAUAUUGUGUCUUUGUAAGUUCGAUGGUAAGGAGUCAAACAUAAGAGUCCAGCUUAUUUUGCAUACUGUGACACAUUAUUAGUGACUUGAAGUACUGUGAUUCGUUAACCAUAAAUAAAGGGAUACAAAACUGAACCAAGUUUUCAUACAGA